AUGGAGGCUAAUCCAACAACAAUAACAACAAUGACACCAACAACACAAUCAACAAUGACACCAACAACAGUUGAGUUUGAUUUACAACUGUUACAUCAGUUGUAUGAUGUAUUCAAACUAAUGUUUGAUGACAAGAUUGAUGAUGUAGCGACCAAACCAGCAUCAACAUCAACAUCAACAUCAACAUCAACAUCAACAUCAACAUCAACAUCAACAUCAACAUCAACAAUAACAACAACAGAUAACAAUGAAGUACAAGUAGAAGUACAGGAUAAUCAAAGAAAGAAUGAAAAGUUCAAGUAUAGAUAUGAGUUGGACUGGCUGUCCGACAAGGAGAGGUCUGCCAUGUUGGACGACGAUGACCGUCCAAACUAUAUGGAUACGACUCUUGUAAACAAUGUAGCAACAAUGUUCACUUACACACCAGAGAGUGAAUUGAUGAGAUACAACUCAUUGAUGUCAUCAAAGUGCUUCUAUCCAAUGAAGCCAUAUUAUAAACAUGUAUCAUUGGUCACAUUGGCUUGGGCAGCACUUGGACGAUUCCCAAUCACAAUGCAACCAGUUCACGGACUUGCAGAGCUCGAUCGUGAGAGCAAUGAUAUAACUACCAGGAAUGACAUUACACAGUGUAUCACUAAGCUGCUACAACAAAAUGAUGGCGAAUGGUCCACAAUGACACUGGACAAAAGGGUCGACGCUAUGUAUCAAUGGUUCAAGAGUCUAGACAUGCGUGCUCUGUUGACAAUGAUGGGUUUCCGCAGGACUGUUGGCUCGACAAAUAGUCUGCCACCAGGCCCAAUACGCCUGAUCAAUGCGGCCAACCUGCCACACAGUCCUGGCUCACCAUCCAAGCUUACCACAUCAGCUCGUGCACUCUGUAAACAUAGUAAUCGCUCGGACAACUCAUUCUGGGGACCUGGAACUGGUCCAGAGCCCGUCAAGAACAUUCGAUCUGAAAAGAUCAUCGUUACCAUGCUCCAAGAGAAUGUCUGGAUGAACAUGCACUGGCUGCCUCAUGACAUUACUAUCCUUGAGAUUAGAUGUGAGGCAGGAUAUGGAUUAAGAUGGGAUGCGUCUGGAGCAGCCUUCAGAGGUACUCUUGAGCCAAUGAUGGAGAAUGGACACGAGAAAGGAUGGAGACAC
This is a messenger RNA of Acytostelium subglobosum LB1, 1143 nucleotides long. RefSeq lists its product as hypothetical. The transcript has 4 exons. The record is from RefSeq and is a predicted model, not a curated record. The annotation marks the transcript as partial. NCBI's taxonomy places the organism in Eukaryota, Evosea, Eumycetozoa, Acytosteliales, Acytosteliaceae.